AUGUUGACGACGACGGAGGAAGAGGAAGAGGAGGAAUCGAAGCCUUUGUUGCUGCGAGGAGAACGAGCGACGACGACGACGACGAGAAGAAACCACCCCUCGAAAGCGUUCUUCGCGUUGUUGUUUUUGGUGGUGGUGGUGUCGUCGGCACUUUUCGCGGUGCACUUUUCCUCUUCUUCUUUGUCUUCCUCGGAUCGUCAUCGUCUUGGUGUUGGAAUCCCCCACGGGGAAGAAGAAACGACAAAGUUGGGCGAAGUGAACGACGUUUCGACUGAUGCGAAGGCGCAAGAAGAAUAUGAAGACAAAGACGCGGCGCCAAAACCAGAAAACCACGAGGAAAAAGAAGUCGUAGAAACAGAAGACGAGGAAAAGGUUGAGAAAUUGAUCGCAAAGGAAAACGAGUUGUCUGAAGAAGUGAAAACCGAGAUGACCGAUUGGAAAGGCGAAGUCGAAGAGCAACACAAAGAAAUCGUGGACGCGGUUCAGAUUUUGACAACGAUCGAGGACGAUGAUGAUGUCGCGAAAGCGACGGGAAGUGUCGACGACGCGGUGGCGAAGGUGCACAAAGCCCAAGCGCUGAUUAAAGACGCCGUCGCGUCGCCGCCGAAGAUUGAAAAGGAAAGCGAGGAGAUUGACGGGAUCACCCAAGAGAUCGAGGAAGAAAUCGAUAACACGGACAGCACUCCUUCGUCUUCAUCAACCGUGAUCCCGGAAGAAGCGGAGGCGAAAAUGGAAGCGUUGCGCGAGCACAUCUCUACCAAGCAGGCUGAAAUCACCAAGGCGUGCGACGACAUCUCCGCCGCCAAAGCUGCGAUGCUCGACGGUUCUCUCGCUAAAGAAGAAGGACUGAAACAAAUUAUCGCGAACGCGGAAAUCAUCAGCACUGCCGAAGCGAGCGUGUACGAAGAGUUCCACGCGGUGACGAAAGAAACAGAAAGCGCGCCGAAAGGGCAAACCGAAGCGCCGUCUUCGCCUUCCGAUACCGACAACAACUAA
This is a messenger RNA of Bathycoccus prasinos, 996 nucleotides long. RefSeq lists its product with no specific name. NCBI's taxonomy places the organism in Eukaryota, Viridiplantae, Chlorophyta, Mamiellophyceae, Mamiellales, Bathycoccaceae. The record is from RefSeq and is a predicted model, not a curated record. Bases 1 to 996 code for a protein of 331 amino acids. The transcript has a single exon.